GAUCAUAGUCGUUCUCGCCCUACCCUCGUCGCCAAAGCAAUAUAAGAGCCUGAAUCAGAAACUUCUGAACAAAUUUAUAUUUUUCUGUUUAAUAUAAUUGUGCAAACACGGCAUGUAUGAUCAGAGUGGAUUGUUUGUCUUUCUUCGUCAUCUCGCCUCGCAAUAAUGAUGUAAGCAAUAAUUGGCGCACAUGAUCGACACGCCUUUGCACAUGUUGCAUGUGGCGUUGUCUUGGUAUCUCUGCGCUCCCCUUUAAAAAAAAGAUAUAUGCUUCUAUCUAGACAGGUGAAGACAACAUGGUAGUUGGUGCAGACAACCAUCUUGAAUUCCAUCAUCCCCAUACAUUCUGAAGAAAACAUGGCCGAUGAGACGUCUUGCUGUAAACGUAUACCGAUCAAAAGGGGGGAUUUUGGACUGAAUUGGAAAGCCCCGCAAGAUUUCGCCAGAUCACAGUGGCCAAUUCCAGGUUGGUUGUACCAGAUAUACAGGAUCCUUUUUAUGGUAUACAUCGUCGUGUGGUUGACGAUGAAUACUGCCUGGCAAAUUGAGGGCAUCGGAGGCUUGUACUUCAUCUACCUCACUAACUGGUCUUUCAUUGUGUUGGCUUUUUAUGGAAUAGUGGCGGCGCUGUCAUCAGUGUUCUUCUUUUGCAAGGGAAAGAAGAGACAGAGAACGACAGCCGAUGCAUCCAGAAUGGAAGAUGGCGCCAUAAACCCAUCAUUUGUGGCAGAUCAGGAAAUGCCGUCCGGUGAAUUAGGUAACGAAUCACCAAAAACAAAUAGGCCUACGAUGAAGUCCACAGGACAUCCUACUCCGUCUGUCUACGAAGAAUACUCCACCAACCCUUGGUACUUCAAAUUAACUUGGGUUCUUUUGAACAUCAACGUUGCUAUUGCCCCACUGGUAUCUAUCAUCUACUGGGCUCUCUUACACGAUUACAGCAACGACGACGAUGACUCUCGCGAUCCACUCGGCGACGGAAUCAACGUGAAUGUACACGGCAUGAACAGCGUGCUGAUCUUACUGGAUCUUUUCGUCUCGGCUUACCCGUUAAGAAUUGUUCACAUCAUCUACUGCAUCAUCUACAGUCUUACGUACGCUCUGUUCUCCUUGAUCUUCUGGGCUGCUGGUGGCGUAGACCCAUACGGCAAUAGAUACAUUUACCCUAUCCUAAACUGGGAAGACAUUCCCGGCUUGACCUGUGCCUACAUGUUGGGUCUUGCAGUAAUCCUGUUUGUAGUACAGUGUGUGAUGUACGGACUUUAUAGAUUGAGAGUGUUCCUUGCAGGAAGUUGUUGCAGGUUAUCUCAGGACCGAGAAAAUGACACUUUGCAACUUUAAGAGAUCCCUUUAUCCGAUUCACACCUCAAAUUAUAAUAUAGCCAUAUUUUGUUUAAAAACUAUCAAGUAAAGAAACACUUUUUAAAUUGAUAACAUAAUUUACAUAGAUUAAGUCUUUUCUUGUGGAUUAAUAUUUACAGAAUAUUAAGUGUAACCCAUUAAAACAUUUUAAGAUCGGUCACACCGCCCAAACUUUGUUGGAGCGUUCCUUGAACGGUAUAGGGAGAGGAGGCCGAAUUUCGACAACGCUCGUCACCGCGCAUAAAAUGGGGGAAAAUCGAAAACACGGGCGUUGCUUUAGCGGUGCAUCGCUGAAGCCGGCGUUGCUUUAGCGUUGGUUUAACGGUAGCGAGCGGUAGCGAGCUUUGGUCCGCUCCGACACCUCAAUACCAACGCCAAACCAAAGUUCAUCACCGCAAUGGAUCGCUGCUUCAACGCCCGACACCGUUCCAGCAAUCCCGUGUCCGCUCGCAACGCUUAAAAUCGCUCCACCAAAGUUUUGUGCAACGUUUAAUCACCGUCCGGGCAAAGCUGGCGAAGCAGCGGUGGUCCGGCGUUCAAGAUUUCUGCGUUGGCCUAGCGGACCCAAGCGUCCACGAACUUGCGUCUAGCGGCCCGGUGCUCAUCUUUGACUGCAUUGUUGGAGCGGUGGUGAGCUUUGCCGGAGCGGAAAAUUGCCCGCUCCUCAUCGCUCGCAAUAUUUUGUGCUCCUCAAAACUUUCGGAGCGAGCCUGAGCGUAUACGGCGUUGCCUUAUAACGGGGGCCAAAUUCUGCUAAACGGUGGUGAACGGUAACAAGCGGUGAUGAUUUUUUUCACCGCUCCAGGAACGCUCCAGCAAAGUUCUGGCGGUGUGACCGGGCCUUAAGGUCAUUACAUUUAUAUUGUCACUUUCAUGGUCAAUACAAUUUAUUGUAGAUUUAAUAUGACGUUCGUCUCCACAGUGUGCGUAUAUUUCACUUGCCUAUGUGAUUCUUUAUUAUGAGCAUUUUAACCUUUUUAAUUCAUCUUUUGUUUGCAGCACACCGCAAAUAAACAGAAAUACUAAAACAAAAAGAUGAAUCUUUAUAUGAAUCACAAUGAGCAUUGAUCAUUAAACGUAAAUUAUGGCAUCAGCCGAAAGAUGUGUAUGUGAAGUUACUUUUCAUAUAAUCAUUGCGUUAAAUAAGAUUUGCUCAAAAUUGCUAAAUGUGAGAAAUUAUACAUGUACAACAGCUUUGGAAACUCUUCUAUUUUAAAUAUGUUGCGAAAUAAAUUAAUGAAGAGAACAAUGGUAGGCGUAGCUUAAAUCAAGGUUCCCCGGAGCUAUCUGCCCUUUGGAAAAAUUGGUGAUGUCGAAAAAAUGUCUGCUGGGAAUCGAACCUGGGCCCCCUGCUUGGAACGCCGCAUAGUGGGCCAGGAGAGAGCAAAAGUGCGCCAAAACUGGUUUUUGGUCAUGAAACAAAUUUGGGUUUUUUCAUGUUCUAAGCAAAGAUAAGAACCUGUAGAAUGCCUCCAUACAAUAUUUCUCCAUUAAAUUGAUUAUUAGUUGCCCAUUUUUAUUCAAUAUUACCGGAAAAUGACUCUUUACGGCUACCGCAUGUGUAAAUGACACGUUUUAGAUAUUUCACUGUUUUAACAAAACGGAUUGCUUAAUUUAUUUCUAAUUCACGGUGCUCUUUGAUGAAUUAUUGUUUUAAGUGAUCAAAGAUUUUCAGGAUAAAAUGAUAAUCCCUUCAGAGGCAAUUUUGGACGAAACCAUUUGACAAUGGGGGUUUUAGUUUUAAUGAGCAUUUCUUUUACAAAUUGCUGCCGAUUGCUGCGCUGUAAAUACCAUGACGGUCUUUGUUAUAGUUCAUGCUUUACACUGAUACCAAAUUUAGCUGCAUAUACGUGCAUUUUCUGGAGAUAUGACCAAUUUUCCAACUACAUGUUCGCCGUAUUUAUCACAAAAAUCGUUCCAAGUUAGUGCCCCAUUAUGCGCGUGCCGAACGUUGCGGGUGACAUUAAACAAACUCCCCGUCGCGUGCUGGGAGGGGGGGGGGGGGGUGUCUGGCUCAAGUGUCCGGCUCUUGUGACUGGUGUCUGCCUUUAAAAUACUUUCGUUAAACAUAGGUUAAGGCAAGCUUUCAUUUCCAAUUCCACUAAAUAUAUAAUAAUACAUGUAACACAACUUCAUUUUGAUGCCAAACUGUUCCAUCCCGUGUUCCAUAUCUGAUAUGCUGUCAUCCUGAGAAGAUUAAUUCUUAAAGGAGAAUGAAACUCUUGGAGCAAGUUAGCUUUUGUGAAAGCAGAAAAAUCAAAGAAUAAGAUCAACAAAAGUUUGAGUAAAAUAGGACUAGCAAUAGAAGAGUUAUGAGCAUUUGAAUGUCGAGAUCAUGCACUAAUGCUAUGGAGAUUCUCCCAUUGGCAAUGCGACCAAUUAGAUCUAUGAUGUCACAGAUGAACAACUCUCCCCUUUUGGACACUGAAAAUAUACCCCAAAACAUCUCUUUUUGCUCAUUCUAAUCAUAUGACAAACGAUUCAUCAAUGAUAUAAUGUUGUGAAACCUCUGCACUUGUCCUCUCAUAUAAAGAGAACACCUCACCUUGUGAUAGACUCUAUAAAAGUGAGAAUAUAAGUGAAAUAAGUACUAUGGUAAUGAGGGAGUUGUACGUGUGUGACAUCACAGAUCUUGGUCGCAUUGCCAAUGGGAAGAUCUACAUGGCAUUAGUGAUCUCAAUAUUCAAAUGCUCAUAACUUUCUUAUUAUUCAUUCAAUCUUCCUCAAACUUUCAACAAUAUGUUUCUUAGAUUUUUCUCUUUGAUAUGGAUUCAGCUGGUUUCAAGGGUUUCAUUCUCCUUUAAGGUAAGAUUCCCGGGUAAGAUUUGUUUUGUUGUUCAUAAACCAAGUAGGGGCUACUGUAUAUCGCUAUAACACACAUGGCUAGGGAUGUGAUAGGUCUCACGCAGUUUUCUGACAAAAUAUGAAAAUGUGUAUAGGACAGAGAUGGGAUAUACGUGGGCUCUAUUACAUGUAUAAGUUCCAUCUUUAUCAUUAUUAGUAUUUAUCCUCCCAAAGGGUUUGUAACUUCACAUGCACGUAUGAAUUCGUUUAUCUCUGGCUCAUUCUAAACGUAUAUUUCAAAAAAAAAAUUAUCCUAACUUUUUGAGGGGUACACAUUUUACAAGCUUUGCUUUUCAGUGGACCCCUCCAUUCUUCUCAUGAUAUAUGAUUAGAUUGAUUUAAUUAUAUUUAAUUAUAUUGAUUAUAUUGAUUUAAAUUUGACAUGCAUGUUAAUUUAUAUUUGAAUCACUUAUUGAAUAUGUAUAUUAUUUAUUCAAUGUUGAAUUUUGUUCAUGCUUUUAUUUAAAUUGAAUUGAUUUAUCAUGUAAUUAUUUGUAUUAUGUUGAAGAAUGAAAAAUAAAUUGAAUUGAAUUGAAUUUGCUAUAAUUGUUAUAAAUAUCGAU
Molecule: messenger RNA, 4769 nt
Organism: Lytechinus pictus (painted urchin)
Lineage: Eukaryota; Metazoa; Echinodermata; Echinoidea; Temnopleuroida; Toxopneustidae
Product: protein rolling stone-like
Exons: 3
Coding region: 358-1341 (327 amino acids)
Cellular component (GO): membrane
Source: RefSeq, a predicted model, not a curated record